UUCCGGCGGGGCGGCGGCGGUGAGAGCCUGAGGGUUGGUUGUGGUGGGGCCUCGGCAAGGGACCAGGGCACUGGAUGACCAUAACUAAACGAUGUCUGUGCCACGGGGAGCUGUCCAUGCAAAAUGGAUAGUAGGGAAAGUGAUAGGAACCAAAAUGCAGAAAACUGCCAAAGUAAGAGUGACAAGGCUGGUGCUAGAUCCUUACUUACUGAAGUUCUUUAACAAAAGAAAAACCUAUUUUGCCCAUGACCCAUUGCAGCAGUGUGUUGUUGGAGACAUUGUUCUUCUGAAAGCUUUGCCUGAGAGAAGGAGCAAACAUGUGAAACACGAACUGGCUGAAAUUGUUUUCAAGGUUGGAAAUGUGAUAGAUCCAAUAACAGGAAAGCCCUGUGCUGGAACCAGAUUCCUUGAAAAUCUGUCUGAUUCAGAAAACCUGACAGAGGCAGAUACCACCUAUCUAAGUGAAAAACUGCAGGAACUUAAAGUUUGUUCAACAGACAAAUAGUGGGGAAAACAUUUAAACAGAGGGCUUCUCAGCUUGUCUGUCAGGGAUGUUUUGGGCCCUGCUGUUGUAUGUUUAAUAUUUCGGUGAAAUCUGUAGACAAAUAGAAAACAUAGUUUGCUGAUAAGAACAGAUGUUACAGAUUGAGAGGCACCUCAAAUCUUUAAAUGAAAGAGAAAAUGUGAGUUUAGUGUUAACACUUUGUUUUGUUGCAUGUAGUUCUGCUCCAAGCCUUGACAAAUUUCGAAAGCCAGCUGCUUGCUUCAAAUGAUUCUUUGUGUUGAGAAAGACAAAGAUACAACUGCAUAUAACAUUUAAUUUUGGUGGGAGGGUCGUUACAUUGAUGGUUCUGUAUUCAGACAGUCUUCUGUGGCUUGUAGGAUUACUUAAUGCUAUUAAACCUUUUGGGAGGAAGUACAGAAUUUUAAAACCAGUUUAUCUGCAUGUGUUCUUAUUUCCUCUUAACAGUCACUCAUGCUACGUUGCAGGACCUUCUAACUCCCAAAAUAUGUAAUAAAAACACAGCCACUUGCCUUUCU
Indicator indicator is the source of this 1041-nucleotide messenger RNA. RefSeq names its product mitochondrial ribosomal protein S17 (gene MRPS17). The transcript has 3 exons. Gene Ontology annotation, molecular function: structural constituent of ribosome. Lineage: Eukaryota; Metazoa; Chordata; Aves; Piciformes; Indicatoridae. The record is from RefSeq and is a predicted model, not a curated record. Gene Ontology annotation, cellular component: ribosome; mitochondrial small ribosomal subunit. Bases 92 to 505 code for a protein of 137 amino acids. Gene Ontology annotation, biological process: mitochondrial translation.